Molecule: messenger RNA, 2071 nt
Organism: Zingiber officinale
Lineage: Eukaryota; Viridiplantae; Streptophyta; Magnoliopsida; Zingiberales; Zingiberaceae
Exons: 8
Coding region: 82-1872 (596 amino acids)
Biological process (GO): box C/D snoRNP assembly
Cellular component (GO): nucleus
Molecular function (GO): RNA binding
Source: RefSeq, a predicted model, not a curated record
CGCAUAACGCGGAGUUCGCGACGGGCACUAAAACCCUACCAUCCCUCCGCUGCCUUAAGCCUCAGCCAUCGGCGACGAGCGAUGCUGCCCUUCUUUUCUCCGCUCUCCAACCAAAUCCAAGCUCGAGGGCAAGCUCCUCAUGUCGAUCCUUCUCUCCAACAGGCGGCCAUGUUCAACCAGUCCCAGUUCUCGACCCCUCCUGGGGUUAAUUUUGGCAUCCCCAACUCGAAUUUGAGCGGUUUCAGUGCGAGCAAUGCCGCCGCCGGCCUGCCGCCGCCCAUCCCGAUGGCUUCCGCUUCUAUCCUGGGCUGCCCCAAUGUGCUCCCUAUGAUGCAGAAUAAUCAAGCUGGAUUUUUUCCCCAUCAGAGUGCUCCAUUUGGCGGCGCCCCGCAAAAUAUGACCCAGCAGCUUCUGGGUUUGCAGUUGCUUGGGCAGUCUUGCGGCAUGCCGCAGAAUGUGCAGCAGUUCCAAGGACAGUUGCAGGGGUUGAAUAUUCUUGGGUCUCUUUUAGCAAAUAAUCUUCCACAGAAUUUCAAUUUUGUUGGCGGCUUACCUAAUGGUCAAAUGUGUUUGCCGACUAUGAUGACUCAAGGGAAUCAAUUUGGUGUUCUUAAUUCCCCUGCACAACCGUGUUUAGGCUCUAACCACCCUGAAAUUGUUGGGAAUUGCUCGGUACCCUCUAUUGGAAAUAAGAAUACAAGCUUCAGUAAAUCUGCGUUACCUACAGAACGGACUAAAAAUUCAGUCAGUCAUGAUGACAGGCAUGGACAUUUGUCAUCAAAGAAGUUGCAUCAACCGAUGUCACGCAGUCCUAUGAAAAACCAUCAUUCUAUGAAGCAUAAUCAACCAGAAGAUUUUCGGCCUCAGGUCUCCGGAGUUGGUGGAAAUGAUAACAGCCCUAGAAAUUCUCCUAGAAAUUUUCGAGGACGAGGGAAAACAGAGCAAAGAAGAUUCCAAAAACCACAUUUCCAGAAUGUCAAUGGUAGGAAGAGUAACAUGAGGAGAUUUAAUGGAGCAGGUGGAAGAGGGCAGAAGAACUGGAGAGAAGGAGAACCUCAAGUUUCUGAGUUUAGCAAACCAUUUUUGGCAGAAAACAGAAGGCGCCUUCCUCUAAGCUACAAUGAAACUGAAAUCCAUCAAUGGAUAGAAGCUCGGAAAAAGAAUUACCCCUCCAAAGCCAAUGUCGAGAAGAAAUUAGCUCAAUCUGGUAAUGAAGGUGCCGAAGAUGAUGUCAAAUUACGACGUGAACAACUAAAGGAGGUUCUAGCCAAACAGGCAGAAUUGGGCGUCGAAGUCGCCGAGAUACCUCCAGGCUAUCUAUCUGAUUCAGAGAAGCAACCUUUGCGAGAGGGGAAUGAUUUGAGAGCAUGCCAUACACCUGACCAUUUUCCAAAUAAACACAACCACAAGAGGAGCAGGCAUAAUCAAGAUAGGUGGAAAACAAAAAGGCCAAAGUUCCGGAACGACUCAUCUGGUACUUCUGUUCCAUUUGUGAAGAGAAGGGAGCAAACUCUUCUGCGGAAGCUUUUGAGCACGGAUAUCAAAAGAGACAAUUGCAGGCUCCUGCAAAUACUCCGGUUCACCGUCCUAAAUUCAUUCUUUGAUCACUUGCCAGAAAAGCCAUUGGAGUUUCCAUCGAUCACAGUAAAAGACAUGCAAUGUGAGAGUGGAACUGCAUCUGAGAAGCCAUCCGAUCCGACUUGCUCAGGCACGAUGAAGUUUGGUGAUGGGAAGAGCUCGUUGGUCAAGGAAGUUGAAGGCACAAAGGCAACUUGGAAUGCAGAUGAUGCUGGAAGUGCGAGUGAAAGUGAGCCGAACUACAGCAACAACAGUGAAAUGGAUUGCAGCAUGAUCACUGAAGAGCAUGCUUGAAUAAGAAACUCUGAUACAGAACAAAUUCAGUAUUUUUGUAUUGUAUUAGUUGGCGCAUACAUGCAUGAGACUUGUGAAUCAUAAUGGUGAAAUUGCGAACUAUGCUUAUUUGCAGAACUUGGACAUGCUUUUUGAUCACUUUAUCAUUAUUUUUUGUCUAAAUAAUUUUAAACCGUCUUGUGUUUUCCAUCCAAAAACA